CGAAAGUGAAUGUAUCCCGCUUGUAUACAUUCAGAAUGAUGAUGAAUUCAGAGAGAUUAAUUAUAAAAGCCAAUGGUUAUUCGAUAAUCCGCUUGAAGAACCGCAUUGUUUUGAACAAGUUACAGUUGAUGAUAUAACUCUUAAAGUAGGAGAUGCAGUUGAGGUAGUUGCUGCUGAUGGAUCUACUGAUGGUCGUUGGUUUUGGAAACUUGAUAAGGAUGUUAGUAUUAAUAAAUCAAGAGAAUUAUUUUUCUCGUCCAAUUGUGAAUGCCAGGAACCGUGGCCUCUUGAAAAUAUAGUUCGCAAG
This is a messenger RNA of Racocetra persica, 307 nucleotides long. The record is from the annotation of a GenBank genome assembly. NCBI's taxonomy places the organism in Eukaryota, Fungi, Glomeromycota, Glomeromycetes, Diversisporales, Gigasporaceae.